This is a messenger RNA of Aspergillus campestris IBT 28561, 3747 nucleotides long. Its product is annotated as ABC transporter ATP-binding protein. Bases 1 to 3747 code for a protein of 1248 amino acids. Gene Ontology annotation, molecular function: ATP hydrolysis activity; ATP binding; ABC-type transporter activity. Gene Ontology annotation, biological process: transmembrane transport. Gene Ontology annotation, cellular component: membrane. The record is from RefSeq and is a predicted model, not a curated record. The transcript has 6 exons. Lineage: Eukaryota; Fungi; Ascomycota; Eurotiomycetes; Eurotiales; Aspergillaceae.
AUGGCCGACGAGGAGAUCCUACUAGAUAAUCUCCAGCCUAUAGCUGGGACAUCAUGCGCAACAACCGCAGAGGUCAUCGAAUCCCAGAUUCGGAACGAGCCCAGCAAGGCCAACUUUUUCUCUAACUACCGAUUUGCGAGUGCGGCGCAGAUCUGUGUGCUGCUGCUGUCGGUAUGCUGUGCGAUAGUCGCCGGUGCGGCGAUGCCUCUGGUGUCGGUUGUUUUUGGGGAGCUGGCGAGUGAGUUUAUUAGUGAAGAUGGGCAGGCGUCGCGGGAUGUUCGGGAUAGGACUCGGUAUCUCACGUUAUUGCUGGUGUAUAUUGCAAUCGGAUCAUUUGUCACUACCAUGAUCAGCACCUGGGGUUUCAAUGUCGUCGGAGAGCACACUACCCGUCGUCUCCAGGCAAGGUAUCUCUCAUCCGUGCUGCGACAGAACAUGGCAUACUUUGACAUGGUCGGUACAGGCGAACUGAUGACCCAGGUGGACCAGGACAUGAAACUCAUCCAGGCGGGCAUCUCGCACAAAGUGGGCAAUCUGUUAUCCGGAGUAUCCGGGUUUGUAGUCGCCAUUAUCUGCGCAUUCGUCCAGAACGCACGUUUCGCAUCGAUCAUGAUAUCGCAGCCAUUAGCCCUAGUCGUCCUGGUAGGAAUCAUGGGGUCCUGGCUAAGCAGGACACAGCAGACGGGCAUGGCCCAGUGUGCUCAAGCAGAUAAUCUAGCCCACGAGAUUCUCAGCGCCAUGAGGAAUAUAAUUGCUUAUCGAAGCCAAAACAAGUACGCUAGGAAGUACCAUGACCGCUUACUACGCCGGACAGCCCUGGACUUUCGAGAGCGGCUGAUUUUCGGAGUGACGGUUGCUGGCUCGUUCUCAAUUCUGCAUUGGGCUAAUGGAUUAGGCUUCUGGCAGGCAGACCACCUCUUCCGCCAGGGGCACUGUACGAUCCCACAGGCUUUGACGGUGUUGUACGCAACGACUGUCGCAGGGAGCUUGCUAUGCCAAGCGUUGCCGUUUGUUGUUGAUAUCACCAAAGCCAACGGAGCAGCCAAGCGGGUGUUUACAGUCAUCGAGCGUAUCUCGCCAAUAGAUCCUAUGGCGGAUAGCGGGCGAAUAUGCAGUCCCGUUCGGGGAGAGAUUCGGUUUGAAGACGUCAGUUUUGCUUAUCCGUCGCGACCUGAACAAACUGUCUUGGAGGAGAUCAGCUUCCAUGUACCGGCCGGACACACUGUCGCCUUGAUUGGGCCGUCAGGGUCUGGAAAGUCAACGGUCUUUGCUCUUAUAGAGCGUUUAUACAACCCGCUUUGUGGAUCCAUCACAGUAGACGAUGAGCCGAUAGACGAGAUGAAUCUGUCAUGGUUACGGUCCGAGAUUGGAUACGUUGGUCAGGAUGUUACCCUGUUUCGUGCGACCUUAUUUGAGAAUAUCGCGUCUGGGCUUCCAAACGCUGCUGCUGAGGUAUCCUUGGCCAUGGGACUCAAUGCAUCUGCCGUCCAAACGCUAGUAGUGCAGGCUGCCCAAACAGCGCAAAUUGACUCCUUCAUCAUGAGCCUUCCUCAGAACUACGGCACUGUGGUAGAUGGGUCAAGUCUCUCCGGUGGGCAGAGGCAAAGGCUCGCAAUAGCCCGGGCAAUCAUAUCCCAGCCAUCGAUCUUACUUCUGGAUGAGGCUACUGCCGCGCUAGAUAGCGAAAGUGAGAAAGAAGUCCAGGAGGCUCUCGGCAAGGCCGCGGCUGGACGAACUAUGGUGGUGAUCGCCCAUCGACUUUCAACAGUCCAGAAUGCCGACACCAUUAUUGUUAUGCAAAGUGGACGCAUUCUAGAUCAAGGAUCUCAUGCGGAGUUAAUCAGCUCAUCUGUCAUGUACCAGGAGCUAGUCAAGCAGCAAGAACUUCGGCCAGAUGACGAAUGUCAGGAUCUUCCUUGCGCAGAGAGAAGCCUCGAAAGCGAGUUGGGGCCUAAGUCGGUUUAUACUGAACUCCCCAAGAGUAGCAGUAUAAACCAUAUUUGGCAUUUGAACAAGCCCGAACUGCCCAACGUCGUCGCAGGCACCAUUCUCAGUGUCCUUGCCGGAAUAACAUAUCCGGUUCAAGCGAUCUUCUUUGGCAACGGAAUCAUGUCAAUUGUCGACUCACGUCUCAGCACAGGUGGACAUAGCGUUCGCUUCUGGGCCCGAAUGUACCUUAUCCACGGCAUUAUCGUGUUUACAAUAUACUGUGCGCGAGGCUACUGUUUCGCGGUUUCCGCGUCCCAGCUGCAACUCCGAGCCCGCUCAGGGCUGUUCAAAGCGCUACUGCUAAAGAGUCUCCCCUUUUUGGAUCACAAAGAUCACUCGAUAGGGGCGUUGGUAAGCUUCCUCUCAUCGGGUACGCCGAAAAUCGUCGGCGUCUCAGGGACAUCGCUAGGGCUUGUCGUGGAGAGCAUCGUGAUGCUCGCAACAGGUAUCACAGUCGGGUGCAUCUUCGGAUGGAAGCUAGGCAUCGCAGCAACAGCUACAGUCCCAUUAAUAGCCAUGUCCAGCUUCCUGCAGUACUACAUUGAGGCGCAAGUACAAAAGCACGUCAAGCGCGACACCGCCGCCGUAGCCAUCGCACAAGAAGCUUUCUCGGCGAUCAAAACCGUGACCGUUCUCAAUCUGCAGAGAACCGUCCUCGCAUCUUUCGAAAUAGCAAGCACUCAAGACACGCAGGGUAGGUAUUGGGCUAUGUCCGCUGCCAUAUACGCAUGCACUACAUCGCUCCGCAUACUGAGCAUUGCGUUUGUAUUCUGGUACGGCGGCACCCACCUCAUUGCCACAGGUGAGUACACCAUCCAGCAGUUCUUCAUCUGCUUCGCUGCUACAGUUUGGGGGUCCCAGUCUGCAGCGGCUCUCUUCGCGCAUGCCCCGGAUAUUGCAGGCGCACACGCUGCUGCUUCGCAGCUCACGGAGCUGGUGCAGAGUGAUAACCCGCAGACCAGUUUCGCACAACAACACAAACCCUCUCCCACCCCAGUCCCAAGCACCACCGAAUCCCUUGCACUACGACAAAUUCACUUUCGAUAUCCUACACGCCCUUCGCAGGCGGCCUUGAACGGAAUCACUCUACACGCCCCCGCCGGGGCCUUCAUUGCUCUCGUCGGGACAACCGGCUGCGGCAAAAGCUCGGUGCUCAACCUAGUAGAGCGGUUCUACGCAGCCGACGCUGGGGGAAUCAUGUUGGGGAAUCGACCCAUUGAGGACUACGACCUGGACAACUAUCGGGGAUACCUAGCGCUCGUCGACCAGAACCCGUGUCUGGUCGGCGAAGAUCUCCGCGAGUGCCUGCAGAGCGACGAACGGAUUGUCUCCGACGGCUCGAUCAUGGCAGCGUUGGAACACGUCGGAUUGGCUGAUUUUGUGGGAUCCCUUCCUCAAGGCCUGGAUACGCCUAUGUUGGGCAACGGAUCGACGCUGUCUGGGGGCCAACGCCAGCGCAUGGCCAUCGCCAAGGCUUUUCUAUGGAAUCCGAAGAUCCUUCUCCUCGACGAAGCCACUUCCGCGCUGGACAGUGCCUCGGAGCAAUUGGUCCAACGGGCACUCCAGCGGACGAUGAAGGGCCGAACCACCAUCGCCGUGGCGCAUCGGCUUAAGACGAUUGUUAAUGCCCAUGUGAUCUUGGUUUUGGAUCAUGGGCGGAUUGUUGAGAGAGGAACACAUGACGAGCUGAUGAGGCUGAGGGGGAAGUAUUGGCGGAUGGCUAGGUUGCAGCAGUUGAAUGGGGUAUAUAAUGUAUAG